Lolium rigidum is the source of this 767-nucleotide messenger RNA. Its product is annotated as multiple myeloma tumor-associated protein 2 homolog. The record is from RefSeq and is a predicted model, not a curated record. Bases 19 to 702 code for a protein of 227 amino acids. The transcript has 4 exons. NCBI's taxonomy places the organism in Eukaryota, Viridiplantae, Streptophyta, Magnoliopsida, Poales, Poaceae.
CCUCACAUCGUCGUCGAGAUGUACCAUCCCACGAGAGGCGGCGUCCGCGGCGGGCGAGACCAAUUCAAAUGGGAUGAUGUUAAGGUUGACAAGCACCGGGAGAAUUACCUUGGUCAUAGCGUUAAGGCUCCCGUUGGUAGAUGGCAGAAAGGGAAGGACCUGUUGUGGUAUACGAGAGAUAAGACAUCCGACACAGAAGAUGCCAUGAAGGAAGAAAUUAGGAGAGUGAAGGAGGAGGAGGAACAGGCCAUGCGUGAGGCACUUGGCUUAGCUCCCAAGCGCAGUAGUCGACCAAAGGGCAAUCGCUUAGAUAAGCAUGAAUAUGCUGAGCUAAUAAAGAGAGGAUCUACAGCGGAGGAUUUGGGAGCAGGGCAUGCUGAAGCAGCACAAGUGCAAGGAUUAGGUUUAUACAAGGGUCCUCAGACUGAGGAAGAACCAAGUAGUCCUGGGCCUUCUGAAACGAAGCCUGAGCAGGUUGAGUUUGCACCUGCAGCAAAGCAGGAAGAUUCUGAAGAUGAUAGGAAGGGGAAAAGGCGGCGUGACGAUGAAAGGAGGGGGGACAGAGAGAAAGAGCGAAAGCAUGAAAAACACUCUGGGGGAAAGGAGAGGAGGCGAGACAAGCAUGAGAGUAGGCAUGACUCAGAGGACAAGGAGAGGCGCCGCCGCAAAGACAAGCAAAAGAGGAGGCAUGAUUCUGAUUAACAGCACAAGCUAGCAGCGCUGUUUAGUCGGUAUCACCAAUGUACCUUGCUUGCAUGUUUCAUGGU